AUGAGCAUUUUCCCACAUACUACCACGUCUCAACAUCCUUCUACCUCCCUUCCUCCGCCUGUCAAUGGAGACAAACCUUCCGGCCCGCCGGCGGACUCAGUGGAGCCUCCUAAGCGCUUCGGGCUUCGACCUGGCGUCUUAUCUUUUGCGUCGUUAGGCCGUCGUGGGUCUGGCACGGGCUUGCAGCCACCGAUGACGCCGCCAGCCAACGUGUCUAAGCAGCUGGGUAUGCCGGCCGUGGCUGCGAGCACGGAUCCAUCGCAUUUGUCUCAGUUCUCACUCAAGCUCAAUGAGCUUAUGAACAAAGCCUUUGUCGCUCCGAAUUCGGCGCAGGUAUCGACCAUUGCUCAUACCGGCACAUCCCCCUUUACAGGGGUCUCGAUUAGUGUGCCACGUAUCCAAAACAUUUCCUAUGGAAACAAUCGGCUGCCGAACCGAGUCCGUGUUAUCGAGAUGACCAGGCUCAUGGUGGACGAAUUGCACACGGCUUCGACAGUGGAUCCCUACCUUCUUCGUGCCGUGUCGCGGACCAUUCUCAAGACCAUUUCGCAAUUUGUAUCGCGUAUUGAGUCGCAGUUGGUCUCACCCCGCACAGACCCCACGGCUCUACAAAUCCCUGUGUCGGUGCGUGGAGCACAACCGCUGCCUGCCGCGAUGGAAUUCAAUUUGGCACUUAUCAGUCUGGAAUGGAUUGUGGAAGAGAGCUUAGAACGGUGUCUCGAGGGACUGCCGCCGCUGGCGCUUCUUCAUUCGCCCAGCCUGCUUAUCCCCACGUCCGCCGAAGGCCAAGCACAGCCGCCUAUGCCGUCGUUUGUGUACGAAAUCCUAUCGCCGCUACGUGAGCAAAUGGAAGCGAGUAUUAUUCACGUUGUGCAGCCGCUCCUGGUCAACAUCAAGUCGUCCAUUACGACAUGCCUAUUGCGAGCCAAUGCCCAUCCCUUUGAGCCGCAGCGUGCGCCGUCGAUCGUGUUGGAACCGGAGAACACGAGUACCAACAAAAUACCUUGGCACAAGGAGCUGGAAGAACGUCUGGAUGCUGCCUACCGUUUGUUGAUGCUGCGCAUUGUCGAUCGAUGUGGUCAGGAUGGUCAGGCAUGGUUCAUUUCCGUCGCGACGCAUACGAUUUGGAAAGGCCUGGUAGUCCUUACGUCGCGUUCGGUCUUUGCACCGGCAUCGGUGGUCGAGGCACAGUUCUCUCAUACGUUUGGCCGUACCUCCAGCACGACGCCGUCGAGCGCGGUCCUCAAUUCGCUGCUAGCAGGCGAAGCGCAUGCCAAGCGCGUGCCUACGCCGACGCAGCUCGCCCAUGCACUGCGCUCUGUGAGCUUGACAAGUGGCCAUCGUCAUCGCCGACCUGUAGGCGAGUCGAUGACCGGCACACACACGCCUGUGGAAAAGGCGCAGGACGAUUUCGAGGCGUGGAGUGAGCACUUUGCGCUGCCGGCGAACAGUACAGAUUGCUUUGUCAUCAAUCCCUUGCUCGUGGCUGAGCAAUUGCAUGAUUUGCAAGUGCUUGAGCGUCUUAUGCGUCAAUUUUGCUCGCAAUUCCUCGACGAGCAGCAUGGACGCCCUGGGCAGCGUGCGCGUUCGUCGGAUAGCGAGAAUACGGACAGACCUACGUUGGCGCAUGGCGCCGCGCGAAGCCCGGAUGAGCAGGCUGAUAUGGCCAUGCUGGACGAUACCGACGAUACCGACGAGGACUUGGCGCGUGCUGCGCUCAAAGAGGCAUUCUCCGCUUUGCGCAGCACCGUCAUUGUGCUCCGUACCCUGCUGCAAGAGCCAGAUGCGUUGCAGUACAUGAGCCAGGCGUCAUUGGAGACGCACCCAACUCUUUCGCCGGUUGCGCUUCGUGCAUUCCGUGUAAUUCCCUCCUUGCUGCUGGUGCACAUUGCUUUCUGCCGGAUUCCUCCUGGGUGGGUGCACGAGCAGGAACAUGAGACAGCAGCGGGCUUGCAAUUGAAAGACGAGAAGCUACCAACGCCGCCGCAAGUGUUUGGCUACUCAUGGCACGAGUACGAAACAACUCUGACGGGCUUCGGCACAGGCGAGCUGGUUGCGAUGUCGUUGACCGAGUGCUAUGGCCCGAUUCUCGAGCAGCUGUGUCGCCAAGUGGAUGAAAAGUGCGGAUUGGCCGAGCAUGAAUCGUUGCCUGCGAGUCUACUGUCGCCCACCGUGAGUGAUAUUAGCUCGGAUGGGUCGACGGACGACUUGCCUGCCGCGAUGACACAAUCGAUGCCGACACUCGACGCGGGACGACCGCUCAAAACGCCUGUCACCAUGGCGCUACCUGAAGAGACGGGCACACAUCGUCGUUCGCGUUCGCAAAGCCGGGGAUCCCCGACGUUGGCGCCACGUCUGUGGCGUAAGCACCCAUCGUCAGGCUCCAAGUUUGCGUUGCCGCAUGCGCUCCCGCCACGUGUCUCACGCGCCCAUGCCACGUCGUCGUUAGGCCGCGGUCGGCAGUCUCCGCGUUGUGAGUCGCAAGGACUGCCCCGCAGCACGACAGACACCUUGGCGCAUAUGCAGCGUCAUGCGCUGUUGAUGUUUGAGAAUGUUCUUCAGCGUGUCGUGUCGAUGCACGAAGAAUAG
This is a messenger RNA of Malassezia pachydermatis, 2589 nucleotides long. RefSeq lists its product as hypothetical. Lineage: Eukaryota; Fungi; Basidiomycota; Malasseziomycetes; Malasseziales; Malasseziaceae. The coding region runs from base 1 to 2589 and encodes 862 amino acids. Gene Ontology annotation, cellular component: COG complex. The transcript has a single exon. The record is from RefSeq and is a predicted model, not a curated record. Gene Ontology annotation, biological process: intra-Golgi vesicle-mediated transport.